AUGGGGGGCAUCUGGUCGACCAGGCUCAAGAAGGCGGAAGGAGGACUCUCCUCUUCCAACACGCUAGGCAAAGGCUACGGUGUUGGUUUUGCUGUCCAUGACCGGAAGAUCGCCAAGGCGUACUACGACUCGAUGGAGCUUAGGCCGACGCCUGGGAAAGAUGGAGCUAGUACGGUCAGUUUAGCCACCUGCUCUGCUUCGUUACUCUGCCUGACAAACUCUUGGUGGAUCAAUUGAUCGCGAUGUUGCCACACUCUCUGCACUAUCUUUCCACUUGCUUGCGGAGCUGCGACGACGGCAUGUGGUUGGUUUUUUAUAUGAAUUGUAUCUCGAGUAAGGAACCCAUAUAUAUAUUAAUAUCUAGUUACAUGCAUGCAUGAUAUCAAAGGAUUGAGUUGUGCAUGGUUGAUGCUACUGCUCUUCUGGGCAGACGUGCUGAAGAACAGGUGUCUGGGAGGAUCCAAACUUCUGAAGGCUCAGUUGAACAAUUCUGUCCUGGCAUUUAAGGCGAUGAAAGCCAGUUUACAAAAACUUUGGGUGUUGUUUACUAUAUCUGUUCAUGUUGUGUUGGGGGAAUCACCCUGACAAAGUACAGCUUUAGAUUUAGUUGGCCCUUCAAGCUGAUCGAUUUGUGAAUCAUUCAUGCAUAUCCAAUCCCUCACUCACAUUAAACUAGGAUGUUCCAAGUAUUAUCAGGAAAAACGAUCAUUCACCCGAAAACGAAGGCAAAACAAAUCAGCCUCAGGCUGUAUCUUGAAGGUUGAGAAUGCAUAUCUGCUAGGCUCAUAGAAACUACAAGAACACGCGGAUAAAAGCAGUUGGGUUUUGUUCCUCAGCUAUUCAAACAUGAUAAAAUGGCAUUGACACUUGCCCUAGCACAUUCUUAAUAAUUUUCUUCCAAUAGAAGGUCCUUUCGUUGUUACUUACCUGUGAUAAAUUUUUUUUUAUGGAUUUUUAGAUUUUUCAGCUUCCCGGUAUGGUCAAUCCUUGCCAUGUUACCCAUGAAUAUUAUUUCUGUGCUUCAUAUAACGUUAGAUAUAUGAUACAUGUAGUUAUUAUUCAGUUGAAGUUUAUUAUGCUUAUUUGCACUAAAUCUUCAUUUGAAAUCUCUAAUUAUGGUAUUCUAUUGACAUCGAAUAUUAACGACAGCACUACAUCAGAUUGUGUUUGAAAAGAAAACGUAAGAUUUUAGGGAACAACAUUUAAAUAACUUGAUACAUCCACCGGACUCAACAUUCAUCUCUACAUCUCAAAACUUUAUCCGUAUUUUUUAAUGGGAAACAAAACCCUACAUAUAUAAUAUGUAUGUAUUUAUAUUACCGUUGUUCUUUCUGAUCAUGGAAUUUAAUGUAGGCCCCACAAAUGACCUCCAUCUUGGGAAGAGCUGGAACUGUCGGUCUGGAGAAGGCUGUUGAAGUCCUAGAUACGAUUGGAAGUAGUAUGUCUAAUUUGACAUCGGCAAGUGGAUUCAUGUCUGAAAGAGUAUCUCGAGGAAACAAGAUAUGCAUCCUAUCAUUUGAGGUUGCUAACACAAUUACCAAGGGUGCUGCAUUGAUGCGAUCUGUUUCCCAGGAAAACCUCGAGUUCCUGAAGAACAAAAUUUUACUUUCAGAUGGUAUACAAAAAUUGGUUUCGAUGGAUAUGAAGGAGCUGCUGGCCAUUGUUGCUUCAGAUACAAGGUUAUAAAACGGACUGUAUCUGCUGCAGGGAUUGAUGUCAUUUUCAUAACUAAGUGUUUUAAUAUCUUAUAGUAUAUAUGGAUUUUAAUUGCCAAUAUCUUUUACUUCAUGAUACAUGUUUUUCUUGUGCAGGGAAGAAUUGGAUGGCUUCUGUAAGGAAGUAAUCAGAUUUGGAAACCUAUGUAAAGAUCCUGAGUGGCACAACUUGGCUCGGUAUUUUCAAAAGUAAGGUAGACAAAAGAAUUGUGAGUUUGUGAUUGAAUCCAAAAUUAGUUUGUUGCAUCUUUCUAACUCGUAAUUCAUGAUUGGAAUCUUUAGAUUGUUCUCAGAUUCCUCCCCUCCACAGUUGCAGAAGGAAGACGCUGAGGCAACAAUGCAACACUUGACGAACUUGGCCCAGCACACUUCUGUAAGCGCUUCUUAAAGAAAAAAAAGUAACGAAUUAAUCGAUUCGAUUCCUACUGAGAUAUAUCUUUUAUCGCUCUCUGAAAAUCAAUGGUCCUCGGCAAUAAGCUUUGCUUAUAUUUUGUUGUUUGUAUAUUUAAAUUACCUAUUCGAGCUCUAUGUUUGCUUCAGGCAAUCCCUGUUUUAGUUGGAGUUUCCACUAAUCUAAUAAAUUUUUAUAUCAACGGAACAGAAAAUGCUAAAAAAACGGAUUCUUAUGAUGAUCUAAUUUUCUAGGUUGUGUUUCCAUCUCUUCCAGUAGUACAGAAGUGUGGCCUUUUAUCCCAACAUCAUCAAACCUGGUCUGAAAGAAAUCGAUAACAAAUAAACAGGCUGCAGAAAGCAUUAUGAAGGGACGUUCUUGUCUACCGUACCUUGAUUUGCAUACAAUUAGUACUUAUUCUUCUAUUGUUAAAUAUACAGCAUCCAAUUGCUACCUUUAUUCCCACACACAGACGCCGACUAAAACCAUAUAUCUAUUUUGAUAUUUUCCCUAAAGAAAGCCAAUCUGGGAUUUUCCUUCUCUUUCACUUAUUUUAGUGAUUGAUAAAACAAAUAUUCAUGUAGUUUUAAAUUUAGCUUAGAUUUUGGUGUGCAAGAGGGAAUUAUUGUCUUGCUAAACUAAGUAAUUGCGCAAAAGCAAAAAGAAUGAUGAUAAUUUUGUUCACAUUGUUAAGAUUACAUGAUCUUGUUAGUUUUUGUUAGAAUUACAUGAUACUCUUACUUUUUCCAUAGGGAGUAGUUAGCUGGUCUUCAGACACAACUUCUGGCAUAUCUCUAAACUCCAUGUUUUAAUUACGAUUUUUAAUAUCUAGGAUCUGUACCAUGAAUUUGAUGCGUUGGACAGAUUUGAACAAGACUAUCGUUCCAAGCUACGGGAAGAAGAGACGCUGACAGCAGCUCAACGAGGUAAAAAACGAAAACACGCUUAUUCCUUAGCUUCUAUGAGGGAGCCUGCUUUGUUUGAGUCAAUCAGGUCCAUGUGAAGUGUAGCGAAUUUUCUAAAUUCAAACCCUUAGUGUGCUUGAAGUAUUGGAUUUUAGCCUAGGCCUUGGCUUGACUCCUCGGCCUUACAUGGAAACCUGUACACCUAUUGGAGCUGCUGAAAUUGUAGUACAUUGUAGUUUCAAAAUUCGUUCAUGUUUUCUCCAUUACAAUAUUAUGGUAGACUUGGAUUCAAAAAUUAUCUGUCCUAUUGUUCAGGAGAGCACACCAUGAUCCUACAAAGUGAGUUGAAACGCCAAAGAAAACUAGUGAAAAGUUUAAAGAAGAGAUCACUGUGGACAAGAAACUUGGAAGAGGUAAGCUUUACGCACGUAUAUCCUGAAGACACUCGAUUUGUUUGCCUAUUAGAUUUUCUUGGUCAUCAAAGGUUCUAUAAGUUAUGAGUUCAUUAUUGGCAAUCUGCUGUAAAAACCGUAAAUUCCUGGAGAGAGCUAAUGACUGUUAAAUAUUGUGCACAAUACAAUUAUUUUCCAUAUAAAAAUGUGCUGCUGAUUGUAAUUUUCUCUUGCAAGAGGGAGGCUUUUUCCUGGAACCUAAAAUUGUCGGGUGCCCUUUCCUGCAUAAAUUUGACUCUUGGUUGCUUUGGAAAUCAUUGUAGGUCAUGGAGAAACUUGUAGACAUCGUCGCUUUUAUUCAUCAAGAGAUUUUGGAAGGAUUUGGCCCGACCGGUAUGUCAUUUCGACAACAAUCUCAAGGGAUUUCUUUCGUGCAAAACAUUUUGUUUCUAAUUUGAUGUUUUCUUCAAAUUUCGUAUUUGUCCAAUUCGUGUGUCUAAAUUCAUAUCACUGUUAAAUCUUUCAUCACAAUGCUUAAACCCACCCUUUUGUCGUACUUCAUACCGAAAUGACAAUAUUUUAUGGUGAGAUACUACUGUUUCUGUCGGAAAAGGAUACCUACCUCGUUUUUACUUAAUAAUGAUACGCACAAGCUCGAGUUUCAUAGAUAGUCUAUCUCCUUGUAUGGAUUCCUUGGGUUUGAUGGCCAAUCUUUCCUUUGGGGGAAUGCUCUUGUCGGAAUUAUCACUCUGGAGCCAUCCGAGUGUCACUACAGGAUUAGAACCCCAUAUUGUUUUGCCUGAAAAGGAGUUGGAUGAGAAAUAGGCGAGAAUAAGGUAGCCAUGACAUUACGAAUGAACAUGUCACUGAGGAUGGAACUCACUCAUGUAUGGAGAAUAAAAGGAGGAAGCAAAUCUGGAGUUCUCACUGUCAAAAAUAGACAGUAGUGGAUGGCUGAUCUUUUUCAUUUGAUGACCUGCUUUUGUAGGAGACCUCAAUUUUUUUAUACUAGUGAUAGAAUAAGGCUAUCUUUGGACCAUGUUUUCGUCAGGUUAUAUCUCAUGGUCAUCUCAUGUUGUAGUUAAACUCAUGUAUAAUAUUUUCCUCCCAUCUGUAUGAUUGAUGUCUGCCUAAACUCGUCCCAAUCAUAGGAAUGGCCUGAAGCGUAAAACUCUAAGAUAAUUCCUUGGCGAAGGCUCAAUCUCGCAUGAGUUUUAUUGAAAAACCUUUUUUUUUAAUCCUCUUUUGGCACCUCCAGUUGAUAAACCUACAUCUACUAAGUAAUGACUGGGAUUAAGAUUGGAUGCAACCUCUGAACGAGGAUCAGCGGAAUGUAUUAUGAUGAAUCUCCUAUUGUUUCUCUUGGAUUGUUGUCUUAUCUUCUACAAGGAUCAAAGUCUCCUAGGCUAAUGUUACUCGGUGAUUAUGGUCUUUUCCCGCACAAGAUAUGGACUGCUUUUCUUGUUUACCCUCUACAAGCGUUGAAAAUGUACUCCAAUUCUGACAGGUAUAAAUACAGCUAAUUCAAGGGAAGAUCCUGCUCCUCCAAGAUUGGGCCCUUCUGGUCUUGCUUUGCAUUACGCCAAUGUCAUCCAGCAGAUGGAUAGCAUUGUGAGUCUGAACUCUCCUGAACCAUGGAUGUCAGUUCCUUUUUGCGCGAUAAAAUAAAAACAUACUACUGCUGUUUCUUGGAGAACGAUGUUAAACUAGAAAAAAGUAGCUGGCUAUGUCUCCAAACGGAAAUUAUAAACCCUUGCCUCCAAACGAAAGUUUUGGCUAUGUCCAGCACAAAACUUUAUGGCGGCAGGAAUCUCUGUGGAAGGCAACUUCUCACAAUCUGUAGGAUGUUACUCUUUUAUGUUACUACGGCAUGCUUUCUGGUUUGAAUCAUAGCAUUAACUUAUUGCCAUAUCGAGGGCCUUCUUCAUACAAGAGAAAGAUUAGGAUGUGAAAGAACUUUGUAAAAUCAUUAGCCCACUUGUACUAGUGCGAAGGAAUGGAAUAAGUUAUGGAAUGAAGUUUUAUUAUCUAAGAAUGUAUUUACAGAGAAUGAAAAGUUGCGAUCUGGAGCCUGAAGCCAUGUUUUUAACUCAUUAACAUUGGGAUGGACGGGUGCAUCUCUUGUACAUCGAGUUUGCACAUAUUUAAGGGGAUUAGGGAUUUUAGAUUAAAGAUACACAUGAUGAAGAAGGAUUGGUGGCAGACAUCUGAAAAGUAUGGUUAUUUCAUGCUACAUUCCUGUAUUUAUCAAAUUAAAAUAGUGAAAAGUAUGAAAAUCUUCUCGAUGAGAAAUCUCAAUGCUGAGCAUCAACUUGAAACAAGAAACUGGAAAGGAAAGAAGCUGGAAUCGGGCCCUUAUCUCCUUUAUAGCUGCAUUUCUCAGACUGGGCAUGAAUUUGCAUCUGGUGAUGUUUGUCUUCUUUACCUCGCAAAAGCUUCACAUUGUGUGUUUUCUUACGGACAACUGUUAAAACAUCUGUAGUUUUCUGUAAUUUCUAGCCACCAUUAUCAUCUUGAUCGUACCACAAGGAUUCUUUCUAUCCAUUUUUGUUUCAAUGGGAAGCAUUCCUAUGUUCUGAAAUUCUAUGGUUUAAAUACUUACCCUAUUCAUCCAUCCAGGUUUCUAGACCGCUAUCUCUCCCUCCAAAUAUGAGGGACUCAUUAUAUCAGGGAUUACCCGUCUCAGUUAAGGCAGAUUUACGUUCUCGAUUGCAGACAUUUCGUGUAAAAAAUGAGGUACUCCUAAACUCAGGUCUCUUGUCUUUAUGUGGCAUUUUCAUUCCUACAGCAUGGCUUUCAUAUUUUCCUCUUAUAGAUCAGAUUUCCCAACCAAGUAGGGAACUCUAUCCCCGUCCAGCUCGAGAAGUGAGAAAAUAAGAUUUGGUUUUACUAAUUUGACUUUGACUUUAAGGGGGCCCACCUUUACAGAUUUGAAACCUUGCAACUGUCAGAUCAAUUAGCACCGAUUCGGCAAAUCAUGCACCCAAAUGCCUCAAUCAAACAAAGUCAUCCAUCCAAAUGCCUAGCACAUAGUAGUAUGAGAGGAGUCAAAGUAUGGAUCUACGUUCAUUGGUAUUUGCCCUUCUAGUUGAGGAAAUCACCUAGAAUCCACGGUGCAGAAGUUGACCACAUAAAGGGUUACUUCAGACUAGAGACAAAAUAUCUGGGUCCCUGGUGCCUAGUCCCAUCUUUUGAUGUUAAAUUGAUCAUCCCCCAUAUGAAAUGAUUAUAUGUGUGCCAAGUACCUCGCAGGGGUUCGAUGGGUCUCCCACGCAAUCAAUCACCUCUCUUGUGCUCUUGUGAUUGUGAAGGCUUAUUUGCACUUACUGCAGAUGACUGUUGCUCAUAUUAAAGCUGGGAUGCAGAAAACCCUCCAAUGGCUUGUUCCAAUGGCAGAAAGCACAGUCAAGUAAACCCUUUUAUGCCGCAUUAUAAUCUUAUGAAAUUUCUCAUAUACAGUAAAGUUUAUCUGCUUAUUUUUUCCUUGCUGUCAUGAACAGGGCACAUCAAGGCUUCGGAUGGAUUGGAGAGUGGGCAAACAUGGGGUUCGUCUGCUUUCACUCCUCUGAUAUUUCUCCAUUCGCCAUGCGGCAUCCCAGUUCUCAUUGAACUGCGGGCUCCAGUGACAGCCGCCGCCUUGACGGGCGCGCUUUUGUCCUGCAAUCAAUGCCUGACGUUGGUUUUUUAUCUCGCAGGGCCGAUCUUAACGUGAAGCCGUGCCAGUGUCGUAGUCUGAUCCGCAUUCAGACACUUCAUCAUGCAGAUAAGGAGAAAACUGACGAGUGCAUACUCCAGCUAGCAGUCUGGCUUCACCACAUUGCGAUUCAAGUGAAAAAUAGAGAUUUUGGGUUGAGGAAGAUCAGCAAAUCUCUUCGAUAUCCUUGCCAGGGCGCGUGUUUAUCUCAUGGAACGAAGCAAGACCCCAACAUCCCUUCCGGAAACAACCCUCUCGCCUUCCAGCUCUCUGUAGAGGACAGAGAGAUAUUGGAAACUGUAGUCUCCGAGAGGCUGGUCCUCGGAAGGAGCAAAAGCCAAGGAUACAUCCCAAAUCAGAAGAAAGCCAGCGGGUGGGAACGCAGCAGAAGCUGCAGCGACUCUCCGUGUAGAGGGUGCGUCGUUGGGGCGGACUCCCUCCUGCUCGGAAGAGACGAUGUUCUGGACAUAGUGGACGGGUUGGACAGCCGAUGCCCCCCCGUUCCCACCGCUCCUUUCUACGCAUAA
Molecule: messenger RNA, 7624 nt
Organism: Spirodela intermedia
Lineage: Eukaryota; Viridiplantae; Streptophyta; Magnoliopsida; Alismatales; Araceae
Source: the annotation of a GenBank genome assembly